This is a messenger RNA of Corylus avellana, 969 nucleotides long. RefSeq names its product lignin-forming anionic peroxidase-like. NCBI's taxonomy places the organism in Eukaryota, Viridiplantae, Streptophyta, Magnoliopsida, Fagales, Betulaceae. Gene Ontology annotation, biological process: response to oxidative stress; hydrogen peroxide catabolic process. The record is from RefSeq and is a predicted model, not a curated record. Gene Ontology annotation, molecular function: peroxidase activity; heme binding.
AUGGAUUCUACUAAUUAUACUUGUAUCUGCUUGAUUCUUGCUGUUUUUUUGUUUGUCUUAAACACGGGAUGUGAAGCACAGCUAUCCUCUGAGUUUUACGACAACACAUGUCCAAACGCACUUAGUACAAUCCGGACAGCUAUCAGGACAGCCGUUUCUCGGGAGCGCAGAAUGGCAGCUUCCCUCAUUCGGCUCCAUUUUCACGAUUGUUUUGUUCAGGGUUGUGAUGCAUCCAUCUUGCUUGAUGAUGCCCCAUCAAUAUCGAGCGAGAAAAAAGCUGUAAACAAUGACAAUUCAAUCAGAGGAUACAAUGUCAUAGAUGAUGUCAAGUCCCAAGUGGAAAGCAUUUGUCCUUCCACCGUGUCAUGUGCUGAUAUUGUUGCAGUUGCUGCUCGCGACGCAUCUGUUGCUGUGGGUGGACCAACAUGGACGGUAAAGCUUGGAAGAAGAGACUCUACAACAGCAAGCCGUAGCCUAGCUGAGAGCAACCUUCCAAAGUUUACAGAUAGCCUUGAAAUCCUGAAAGCCCUGUUUGGUAGCAAAGGUUUGAAUGAAAGAGACUUGGUUGCGCUUUCAGGAGCACAUACAAUUGGGCAAGCAAAAUGUGCGACUUUCCGUGAUAGGAUUCAAAGUAAUGCAAGUGACAUUGAUGCUGGUUUUGCUAGCACUAGAAAGCGCAAGUGUUCAAGUGAUGAAGAUAGCAAUGAUAAUCUAGCAGCUCUUGAUUUGGUGACACCCAAUUCUUUUGAUUAUAACUACUUCAAGAAUCUCAUUCAGAAGAAGGGCCUGCUAGCAUCUGAUCAAGUACUCUUCAGUGGAGGAUCCACCGACAGCAUUGUUACAGAGUAUAGCAAGAGCAGUUCAUCUUUCCCUGCUGAUUUUGCAGCUGCCAUGAUAAAGAUGGGCGAUAUUGAACCUACCACUGGUUCUCAAGGCCAGAUACGAAAAUUUUGCAAUCUUGUCAACUAA